Messenger RNA from Oreochromis aureus, 906 nucleotides. RefSeq names its product pancreatic progenitor cell differentiation and proliferation factor b (gene ppdpfb). The record is from RefSeq and is a predicted model, not a curated record. The transcript is spliced from 5 exons. Gene Ontology annotation, biological process: cell differentiation; multicellular organism development. NCBI's taxonomy places the organism in Eukaryota, Metazoa, Chordata, Actinopteri, Cichliformes, Cichlidae. The coding region runs from base 214 to 555 and encodes 113 amino acids.
CCCGUUCCCCCGCAUACCACAGCAUCGUCGAAACUCUCUCGGACCUUGGAGGGUCACAUUUACCCAAAACUUCUUUUCAAAUGGGCCCCGUCGCCUAGCGUUCACUCCCCCAGCCUCGCCGACUGAUAGAAGUGAGUGCUCCCGAACAUCAAGCACGUCUGGGUCCGCACAAGGGUUCCAUCAGCACAGUGUACAGCGACCAACGGACCAACAAUGGCAGCUAUCCCAGCAGGGGGGUCUCUCGUGGCGACCACUGACUACUACCGAAGGCGCAUCGGCUCUACGUCCAGCAGCAGCUCGUGUGGCAGUUCGGAGUACAGCGGCGAGGUCAUCCCUCACCAUCCAGGACUGCCUAAGCAGGACUCUGGCCACUGGUGGUCCAGCUUCUUCUUCGGGAAGCAGCCAGGGAUGACCCCACUGACUGAGGAGGCACAGCACAAGGCGGGGGUCUCGGGUGUGGUGACGAAUGGUCAAAUCACCUGCGUCGCCCGGGAGAUGGUGAUGCAGCGGCAGGCGAGCGAGAGCAGCGACGCAGGUAGCCCCACCUCCUCGUGAUCCCGCGGUCUCUCUCGGUCCACGCCACCACACCUGAUCGGGGGGAAUCGAACCAUCAGCCAACGCUAGGUGACGGGAGGAAGUCCCGUUGACAGCCUUAGUUUCUUUUUCUUUUUUUCUUUUGUACGUGUCGUAGUGUGGCUGCGUCUUCUGUUCCUGUAACCUCACUUUUUAAAUUAAUGACCAAAAAUAAAGUAAAAAAAAAAAGAGAAGCAGCCAAUAAGCUCUGUUUGUUUUUAACAUUUGUAAUGUGUGUUUGUACCAUUCAGCCUGAAGGUGGCGCUGCCACAGGCUUUUCUUAACCUUUCUCACUUUGUCACUGCAAACGAAAUAAAGUCGAGUGCAGCCCGA